This is a messenger RNA of Patiria miniata (bat star), 5085 nucleotides long. Its product is annotated as transmembrane protease serine 9-like. The coding region runs from base 24 to 2198 and encodes 724 amino acids. Gene Ontology annotation, molecular function: serine-type endopeptidase activity. Gene Ontology annotation, biological process: proteolysis. The transcript is spliced from 12 exons. The record is from RefSeq and is a predicted model, not a curated record. NCBI's taxonomy places the organism in Eukaryota, Metazoa, Echinodermata, Asteroidea, Valvatida, Asterinidae.
CAGAAAACUUAACUAGAGCAUGCAUGCACUGUUCAACUGCUGCAGUAAGCGUUCUGUCACCCGCUGCAACAAGUGAAAGUUCUGCAGUGGCGCGUGCAAUCGAAAUGAACAUGGGGUUGUUUCGGUCAUUCUUUCUGAUGAUGCUGGUGCUAGCUUUGGGCAGAGUUUGCAGUUUAGACGGAGACGAACAAGUGCAAACACAGUACCAAACAGAAGAAUUUCGCGAGGAGAUUUAUGACAAGAAUAUAACUGUCUCCACUGACACCGAUGUCUUUCUAGACUGUUAUAUUGAAAGUCCCACUUAUUUGGACUGGCAGAAAGACAACAGAGCUAUCGAAGUGUCAAACGCCUACCACGAGGGGCGUGUCUACAUUAUAAAAGGGGAGGGACUCCUGGUCUUAAAUGCCCAGUACGGCGACAGGGGCUAUUUCAUGUGCCUAGCCAUCCGACAUCAUCACAUGAUACAGGCGAGGUUUUUCUUGGAUGUGGCGCCCUCGAGUGACGAGGAUCGCCCGCUACGUAGCUAUCCCAUCGAGUGCGGCGUCCCCCGGAUCAGAGGUAAAAUCAUCGGGGGGAAAACGACGGAAGAAGGCCAGGCCCCCUGGAUGGCCCUGUUGUGGAACACCAAGGAGAACACCCACUUCUGCGGCGGGGUGCUGCUGAACCAACGCUGGGUCAUAACGGCCGCGCACUGCUUCGCUCGCUACAAGUACGACAUCAAGGAACACAUGGAGGUCCGACUCGGGGAGUACGACCUGUUCAAGGAGGAAGGAACUGAGCGAAUCCUGCAGGUGGAGCAACUCAUCGUAAAUCCAGAGUUUGAUAAGGAUACCUACGACUCCGACAUCGCGCUAUUGAAACUAAGACAACCAGUCACGUACACAGACUUCAUUGUUCCUAUCUGCCUGCCUAGUGAGAUGCGUGCGAUGAACCUGCUCCAAGCCCGAACCCGUGGUUUCAUCACUGGCUGGGGACGAACUGCGGAGAUAACCACAACCACUACCAGGUACCUCAGAAGGGUACGUCUAUUGGUCAUGGAUCAGCAGACUUGCAAUAAUCGACAUCAAGACGUCAUCACCAACAGGAUGUUCUGUGCCAUGUCAGAUGACAGACCCACAGCUAGGGACUCGUGUUUCGGGGACAGUGGUAGCCCUUUUGCUGUGAGAGAUAACAAACGCUGGUUUCUGAUCGGUCUAGUGAGCUGGGGCAUCGGUUGCGCCCGUCACCGGUUCCCCGGCGUCUACACCAGGGUCCACAGAUACACCCAUUGGAUUACCAGCCUGAUCGGCGAUGACACAGACACCUGCGCUGGCCUGCAGGAAAGGGUUUCAGAACUGACCAGCCAGCUCUCACAAGAAGAAGAAGAAAUAAAGCAACUGAGGGAACAACUCCAAGAAAAAGACAGACAACUCAACGAGUCUUUGUCGUGUUCAACACAGACAACGAACCUGCCGUCGACCACCUCGGGCACCACGCAGCCCUCGGUGGACUUGCGACGGAGCACGCCCCCUCUUGAGCUGCGCAUCCCAUGUCGGCAGGGCUCCUGCGCGCACGUCGGCGGCUUUCAGGUGAGGGCGGUGUGCGAGGACGAUUUCUGCUCCUGCGAGUCGCCGUACUAUUCCAGGGAGUCCUGUUUGCCUCUUUACGGCUCCUGCGUAAUCAAACAUGACGCCCCAUCGGCCACGGCCAGACCCUCAUACCAAGACGAAGCCCAGCAAACCUACAGCUGCCUAGCCAACGACAACCCCAAAUACCGGGUCUACGUCUUGGCCGUCCACGAGGGGAACCGACACACCCGGCCCCCGGUGGCUGGGGACAUGGAGGUGGCACUGGACGGUAACGCACCACAAGAGGGCGCUAGAGGCUUCGUGCUGGUCUUGGCGUCGUACGAGCCGGUGAACUGGAGCAUACGUUUGAUCGGUCAACUAGUGAUGGACCAAGUGAUACUUAUAGCGCAUUUCCCAUCCACGGUCACCAUUGCGGGCCCUUACGGGGAACUUCGUACCGACAUCCCCGUUUUGACCUCGGCCGACCCCUGCGGCUAUGGCAACGACAGCGGAGGGGGUGGGGACACACCGGGAAUGCUGGGCGUCAUUAACGAGACAGUGGGACCCGUGGAGUCAUUCACGGGUACCUACCGGGCCGACAAGUGGCUGCUGAACGUGGACGAGGGGUUGCAUCUGCGGGAUCCUGACUAGUAAGUGGGAUGUUAUCUCAUAAAACUGCUUUCCACCGUGAAGCCUUAUCUGUAAGUGCCAUACACCUUACUUUUUAUUGCGGUUGGAAUAUUCAAGGAUUGAACAUAAAGUGCGUCAAUAGGUGAGAAAAAUAAAUGCGUUUCUGAUUUGCAAAAAAACGCACACUGUACGACACGGCUGACUUGAUACAGUUCGAAGCAAAAGCCACUAAAAUGUACCUUUUAUUCUUGCCUGGAUAAUAUAUCAAAAAAAAUAUGUCACAAUUUUGGCAGUUGGAAUGUCAAGAUUGUGAGUUGCACUUUGUUUAAACAAAAUUUGAAUGCAAAUGGAUCACUAGAAGUUAUGAAAUCAUAUUGUCUGUAAAGAAAUAACCUCGACAAAGAAAUAAUAAUACGAUAAAGUUCGUCAGGAUUUCUUUGUGUUGCUUAGCACUUCACAUCUCUGGGAAUGUGAUAUUUUUGGCCACAAUAUUCAGUAAAAACAACAUUAACACCAAGUUUAGAUCCAAACCGUACAUGAUAUGAAUCAAAAUAGAAAAAAAGUAAAAAAAAUUAGUCAAAAAUACUGUAAAGGAUGAUUCUACAUUCGGACGCACUUUCUAAAUGAUAAUUAAAUCAAUCGGAAUACUGGACCAAACUGAAAAACAAUGUUAACUGAAAUUGUACAGUAAAAGUAAAUUUUUAUACCAUGAUUAUUUUUGGCAAGUUUUGUAAUAUUUUUAUAAUAGUAAGUACACGUAUAUAACAUGUUUUACUCAAAUCAUUGUAAAUGUAACUUUCGGUGCUCUACCAACUGAGCUAUCCAGCCCUAUGUUGGUAGUUCCCCAUUUUGUCAAUGUCUUAGUAAAAUGCCGCUAGUGAAAAACAUCGUAGCUUUUCACAAACAAGUUUUAGGAACUUUUUUUUAACUGUUUUUUUUUCUUAACUCCUAAUUGGUGCGACACUAUUCUUAAAAGGAAAUAAUAUCUGUUUCGGAAAACCCAAUAUUAUAUUUGAUAAUGAAAAAGGAAACACCAUAAAAAUCACUUCAAACAGAACCGAACUGUUUUUAUGAAUAUAUCAUUUUAUUCAAACGGAAAGACCACUUUGAAAUGUAAACACUUUGAAAAAACCUGAACUAUACAAAAAAUUCUUGAGGAAGUUUUAUCAAGGUAGCACAUUCACUUGAGUAACACUGCAACGCCUCUAGUCAAUCCAUGGUCAAACGUCGUCACGAAACCUCUUGAUCCCGGCUCCCCAUUGUGCUUUAUGAUGCGUGCCUAUUGGCAACCAGUGAUGCAACCGUGCUGUAGUUCGGUUCCAAAUCGUCGAGUAGUCCAACUAUCCUUCGUUUGAGCAAAGUUAGUCCAACUAUGGUUAACUGCAGGGUCAUUCUGUGUCAAUUCAACACAAUUUUGGACCCGACCCUCACAGAUUGAAACAAUAUUUGGUGUGGUGAUUAGCCUAUUAUGAGAAACCUCCAAACUGAAAUUGUUUGCAGUUUGGCUCAUUGGUUUUUGAGAUACGUGUCAACAAACUUUUGACUAAUUAGCACGACUGGCAAAGUUUAAAUACUUGUAUCUCCAAAACUAUAGCACCUACAAAGCCAAGCUGUGCAUCAUAUUAAAGCUCUAUGAAAUGGCCACCAUUUCAUAAAAUAAAACCAAAAUCGAAGCAUGAAGCGCAGAGAAAAUGCGUAAUGAAAUGACCUUUGACCUUGAAUUUUGAAAAUAAAUAUGCCUCAAAUUUCGUAAUUUUUUUUUCAGAGGUUAGUUCAUGAUGUAAGCAACAAAGUUUUGUGAUGGGCGCUCUUAAAAGUUUUCAAGUUAUGAUUUUUUAAGGAUAGCAUCGGCUGGUCCAGAAUCGUGUUGAAUUGACACGGAAUGAACCUAUGGUUCACGCCCAAAUAUGCUCUAGGGUGCCAAACCUGGACCUCCUUCCCUGGUGCACUGUCUCAUAUGUAAAACCAAUGGGCAGUAUGCGUGAACCAGUGAAGUGUCCUGUACUCAGCAACAUUGCCAGAGUAAAACAGCGCCCUCUUUUUCUCAUGUAUGGCAUGUAUGGAGUCGAUACUGAUGCUGAUUUUCAGAGGAACAUUAAGAAAAUCUCUUUCACCUGAUUGUAUGGAUUGGCUCGGGUAAGAAUUAUCCCUUUUGCGCUUCUCAGAACAUGUCUUUAAGGCAAGCAACUCUUUACACUAAAUCCAAUGGAAAAAAUGCCAGUGAAAAAAAAUCACAUCAUUUUAAAUUUUUCCUCCAACCCGAGUUCCAUUCCACGUUUAAAAAAUAUAUAAUUAAAAUACAUUAAUUUAAUUAUUUACUAUAUCAUAUUCAACUUAGAAGAGAAUUUUAGCAUACUCAGUAUUCGGUUUUUUUUUAUAUAUGUAUCGUAUGUACAGUGUUCACUGAUAUAUUAAAGUUACUGGUAGUAAUAUUUUGCAUACUUUAUGGAAACAUGCAGGUAUAACAAUUGAUUUUAAAAUAAACAGAAAACGAAAAAAAUUCUAAAUUUUGGUUAUCAUGCACAAUAAUCAAGAAGAACCGCUAUUUUUUAGCUCAAUGUUUAAAAUGUAUGGAACAUUCCAAUCCAUCAAAAUACAGUUUCUGUAAAACCGUUUUCUGUAAAAAAAAAAAACAUUUUAGGCCCCAUGGCAAGUAUUUCAGGGCAAUUUUUUUUAUAUCAGUCUCAAUAUUUUAAAAAAUGCCGAUUUGAAUCAAAUUCUUUCAAGGUGGCUUUCAAAAAAUCGCUGUACAUGUACAUUUACAUAUUAUUGUUAUUUAAAAUAUUCCAUUAUGUAUUUAAAGACUAUACAUUAUACAUUAAGUCAUACAUACUAUAAAUGUAUAAGUAUAAACUUUUUAAACAAAAAUACAUGAAUUUCAAAUAAAAAUGGUGGUGAUCGCAAACAA